CGUCACCCCCAUUGACCAUUCCGCGAAAAUUUGGCCCUUUCUUCGUUGAGACCGCCGAGAAUUCCAGAGAGAGAGAGAGAGAGAGAGAGAGAGAGAGAAUGGCGACAGCGAUUAGGCAAUUCCAACCGUCGGCCACCGGAACAGCCACCUUGACUAUUACCAUAGACGAAGCAUCCUCCCAACCUGAGGCCGCAUCGUCCUCGUCGUCCUCGUCCUCUCAUCAGCGGCCGCGGAACGAAACCCUAGUUCUGACCUUGAAGCCAAAGAAGAAGAAGAAGGUGACCUGGAAGGAAGGGACGGUCGACAACGAGUUCCUCAAUAGGAAAAGCUCUAAGAAAUGCUGUAUUUUUCACAAGGACAAGCCUUUCGACGAAGAUUAUAGUGAUGAUGAGGAUGAAAACAAAGGUCAUUCGAAUGAUCAUCAGCGCAAUCACGAUCAUGGAGGUUGCGGUAACUGCGGAGAUCAUUGAUUGAUGGAGAUCGUAAGUGUAACAAAUUUAUGAUAUAGCCAAAAAUGAAAGAGCUUCUAUUUUUUGUUUUUAUUUUUAUUUUUUUGCCGAAUUUCAGAGGAUUUGGAAUAUGUUUGUGUAGAAAUUCGGAGUAUGGUCCGACGGUAAUCGGAGAUGAUGAAUUGAUGUUAUGGCAAUUUUUAAUUCAGUUCUUCUGGAUUCAGAUACUCCGAAUAUAAUUUAGUCUCUUUUGUUUGUGAAUUAUGAUUAUCUUUAAAUCUGAAUAGCAGUUUGUAUGGAUGGUUUGGA
Ipomoea triloba (trilobed morning glory) is the source of this 758-nucleotide messenger RNA. Its product is annotated as protein phosphatase 1 regulatory subunit INH3. Lineage: Eukaryota; Viridiplantae; Streptophyta; Magnoliopsida; Solanales; Convolvulaceae. Gene Ontology annotation, molecular function: protein serine/threonine phosphatase inhibitor activity; protein phosphatase 1 binding. The transcript has a single exon. The record is from RefSeq and is a predicted model, not a curated record. Bases 99 to 470 code for a protein of 123 amino acids. Gene Ontology annotation, cellular component: nucleus.